Molecule: messenger RNA, 2353 nt
Organism: Populus euphratica (Euphrates poplar)
Lineage: Eukaryota; Viridiplantae; Streptophyta; Magnoliopsida; Malpighiales; Salicaceae
Product: importin subunit alpha-1-like
Exons: 11
Coding region: 148-1737 (529 amino acids)
Biological process (GO): protein import into nucleus
Cellular component (GO): cytoplasm
Molecular function (GO): protein binding; nuclear import signal receptor activity
Source: RefSeq, a predicted model, not a curated record
CCUCUCCGCUACGCCCCCCUCUCUCUACUCAACUUUCAAAAAAUCAAACAAAAUCCUCAAUUAAUUGUUCGAUUAAUUGCUUAAUCCUUCAACCAACUCGCUAAUCCAAAAUAAUCAUCUUAUUAGCUAAUCCUUUAAUCCGAAACGAUGUCGUUGAGGCCGAGUGCAAGGACCGAGGUCCGCCGGAACAGGUACAAGGUGGCGGUGGAUGCGGAGGAGGGAAGGCGGAGGAGGGAGGAUAACAUGGUGGAGAUCCGUAAGAAUCGGAGAGAAGAGAGUCUUCAAAAGAAGAGACGUGAAGGACUUCAGGCUCAAGCCAUGCCUGCUAGUAUCCACUCUUCUGCUGCUGAGAAGAAGCAGUUGGAACAUCUGCCAUCUAUGGUUGCGGGUAUUUGGACUGAAGAUGGUAAUCUGCAAUUGGAGGCAACUACUCAGUUCAGGAAAUUACUUUCAAUUGAGCGCAGCCCUCCUAUUGAGGAAGUUAUACAAGCUGGUGUUGUUCCUCGAUUUGUUCAGUUUCUUAUGAGGGAGGACUUCCCUCAAUUACAGUUUGAAGCAGCUUGGGCUCUCACAAACAUUGCUUCUGGAACAUCUGAGAACACCAAGGUGGUGAUUGAUCAUGGGGCUGUUCCUAUAUUUGUACAGCUUCUUGCUUCUCCAAGUGACGAUGUUCGUGAGCAGGCUGUGUGGGCAUUGGGAAAUGUUGCUGGAGAUUCUCCUAGAUGCCGUGAUCUUGUCCUUGGCCAUGGAGCUUUGCUUCCUUUACUGGCACAAUUAAAUGAGAAUGCCAAACUUUCGAUGCUCAGAAAUGCUACAUGGACACUCUCAAACUUUUGUCGAGGCAAGCCACAACCUCCUUUUGAUCAGGUUAAGCCAGCACUUCCAGCUCUUGCACGCCUUAUUCAUUCUGACGAUGAAGAAGUCUUAACUGAUGCAUGUUGGGCACUCUCGUAUCUCUCUGAUGGUACAAACGACAAAAUUCAAGCUGUUAUCGAAGCAGGAGUAUGUCCACGGCUAGUUGAGCUUCUGCUGCACCCAUCUCCUUCAGUUCUGAUUCCUGCUCUUCGCACUGUGGGAAAUAUCGUCACUGGAGAUGAUAUGCAGACACAGUGCAUCAUCAAUCAUCAAGCGCUGCCUUGCCUUUUGAACUUGUUGGCCAACAAUUAUAAAAAGAGUAUCAAGAAGGAAGCUUGUUGGACUAUCUCUAAUAUAACAGCUGGUAACAAGGAGCAGAUCCAGGCUGUUAUUGAAGCUAAUAUUAUUGGUCCACUUGUUAAUCUACUUCAAAGUGCUGAGUUUGACAUCAAGAAAGAGGCAGCAUGGGCAAUUUCAAAUGCUACAUCUGGUGGUGCCCAUGAACAAAUCAAGUACCUUGUCAGCCAGGGUUGCAUCAAGCCCUUGUGUGACCUUCUCAUUUGCCCAGAUCCAAGGAUUGUAACAGUCUGUUUAGAAGGCCUUGAAAACAUCUUAAAGGUAGGAGAAGCUGACAAGAAUGUGAGUGAAACUGGAGGUGUAAAUCUCUAUGCUCAGAUGAUUGAUGAUGCUGAAGGAUUGGAGAAAAUUGAGAAUCUACAGUCGCAUGACAACACUGAGAUAUAUGAGAAGGCAGUGAAGAUUCUUGAGACAUAUUGGUUGGAAGAGGAUGAAACAAUGCCACCAGGAGAUGCUUCCCAAUCUGGGUUCCAAUUUGGGGGUGAGGCUCCUGCUGUUCCGUCUGGCGGAUUCAACUUCAGCUAAAGGAGUUUUAGCUGCAGGCUCCAUUGAAGUCCUCGAGGAGUGUGGUGAGAUGGUCGUCAGGUUCAGGUCAGGUGUCUUGGUGUCAUGUUUGGUCUAUCUCUGGUUUUGGGUAGUGGUCGGAGGGUGUCGGACUGGCUUGGGUUUCAUUAUGGCCAGAGUAAUACGUUGCGGGAAGAGAAGUGAAUGUGAUUGGUGGCAUGAUUGAACUUGGGUUUCAAUGUCUAGAAUAUUUUGGGAAACCUGAGUUCAUUUUAAAGGGAGUAGUUAUCCCAGGAGAUUGGGGUCUUAUAAAAAGGACAUGGAGUCUCUCUCUCUCUCCCUGUCUUUUUUUUUUUAAUAUUUCUAUUGUCCUAGUCGUCAUGGUAGCAUCUCUGCUUCCCUUUUCAUGGUGUUAAUUUUUGGCGCUCAGAAAAUCUUUAUAUUGCCAUGCUUGUAGUUUCAAGGAAUAUUGGAAUGAUGUUUCCUUCACAUUGUAAGAGUCGGUUGCAAAGAUAGGAGUCUCCUAGCUGUUUUCUAGGAUAUAUACAAUGUACUGGCUUGUGUCAAAAACUCUUAUAUUGAAGGGAAAUGUUGAACUGGUAUCAGUAUUGAUUUAUUAUUUUGAUUUCACCGUUCA